Molecule: messenger RNA, 387 nt
Organism: Colletotrichum aenigma
Lineage: Eukaryota; Fungi; Ascomycota; Sordariomycetes; Glomerellales; Glomerellaceae
Exons: 2
Coding region: 1-387 (128 amino acids)
Source: RefSeq, a predicted model, not a curated record
AUGAUAUUCGGUAUUCUAGUUACCGUCAGGAACUUCUCACCAGCGGGAUUGAGUAGCUGGACAUACCAUUUCCCCGAAUGUGACCCGAAAGACUGGCGACGUUCCUCUUCGCACCGAUUCCGAUUCCUACCAAAUAAUCCAUCGUGCGAGUCGCAGAUUGCGCAACUGAUCGGUGUCGAGAUAGUUUUCUGGCUCAAUGCCUCGAACCUGCUUUGGAAUACGGACUUCGGGCAGAGGCAUGUGAAGUGGGUUUUUGGCCUAACCACCGCGGGUACGGGUCUGACGAUGGGACUUAUCCAAGAUCCGUCUCCAGCUCUGCUCUUGGUCAUGCCAAUUAUCCUCAGUGUCUGUUCCUCCAUCGGUUUCGUUAUCGAUGUCGGCAGAUAA